Messenger RNA from Aspergillus wentii DTO 134E9, 2091 nucleotides. Its product is annotated as type I 3-dehydroquinate dehydratase. The record is from RefSeq and is a predicted model, not a curated record. The transcript has a single exon. Gene Ontology annotation, molecular function: 3-dehydroquinate dehydratase activity. NCBI's taxonomy places the organism in Eukaryota, Fungi, Ascomycota, Eurotiomycetes, Eurotiales, Aspergillaceae. The coding region runs from base 1 to 2091 and encodes 696 amino acids.
AUGAUGCAAACUGCUUUUCAUCAGCCCAUGGCUACCACUCUUCUAGCUGAUACCCCUUCCCCUGUCACAACUACUCUCAAGCACUCUUCUACUUCUGCCGCUGCUUCCGCUGCAGCUUCUGCUUUUUUCUCCCAGUAUGUCCCGUCUGAACCCCCAAGAACUGUCGUGAUUGUCUAUGGCCCGGAGCAGGAGAACAUUGUCCAGGUCGUGGCUGAAGUUCUGGGAAAGCCAUGGACGACGGAGACGUCACUUGCAACGUUGGUGAGCGGGAGUGCUGCCGUGGUAGUGGGUAUUCUGGCUCACGACCUGACCCGGAGUCUGGAAGGGUGCGACAAGUCUUCUCUGAUUCUGAUCAACACUCAUUGUGUGGAUGACGGAUCGGCUCCGUCUGAGAGCCUGACCGACUACUGCCAUUAUGAGUUUCUGUAUUCACACAGUCCCUUUUUCCGUCGUGAUUUAACUCGGUUUUUAUCGUUGAUUCUGGGUCAGACUAGGCCACAUGAGGAUCUGAGGACCAAGACUCGUACCAAUUUUAUCUCUACCACUUUUCCUGAUGUUCAUGCUGCCUUGCCUAACCUUGAUAUCCUGUCUGUGGGGUCGGAUGCCGUGGAAAUCCGCGUGGACUUGCUGGUCGAGCCCUCGCCCCAGGGGGUUAUCAGCCCUGUUCCUAGUUUGAAGUAUGUUGGACAGCAGUUGAUGCUGUUGCGGCAGCAUACGGAGUUGCCUAUUAUCUUUACUACGCGAUGUACGAAAGAGAAUGGCAAAUUUCCCAUGGAUGAUCCUAGUUUGUUCUACAAAUAUCUCCGUCGUGCUAUUCAAUGGGGCGUUGAGUAUGUUGAUGUCGAGUUAUGGCUUCCCGAGGAGAUCCGGAAACAACUCGCCCAAGACAAAGGCAACAGCAUCAUUAUGUCUGCGUUCCACGAUUUCUCCGGCACUUGGAAGUGGACGUCUCCCGAGGCACCGCGGAUUUUUGAAGAGAGUGCCAAAUAUUCCGAUAUCGUGAAGAUGAUCGCCAUGGUCAAUACCAUCGAGGAGAACUACGAACUAGAGUAUUUCCGGUCGACGAUCAAAGGGAAUCAGUCUUCUCCGCUCCUGUCUGCCGUCAACAUGGGUCAAAUGGGCCAACUGUCGCGGGCCCUCAAUACCGUCUUCUCACCCAUCACGCACCCUUUGCUACCUAUGAUUGCAGCACCGGGACAGCUGACUGCAGCGGAGAUCAACGAGGCUCUUCAUAUUAUGGGGUCGCUUCCUAAGCGAGAUAUGUACGCCAUCGGGUCGUUUCGAUCGACGCCGCAAUCCAUGUUCAUGGAAAAAUGCUUCAACGAGCUCAGUCUGCCGCAUACAUUUAAAUCUAUUGACCGUGGUCCUAAGGGGUCUAUUGAGGGAGUGAUUAUGCAGUCGACCUUUGGAGGGGCGUACGUGAACCCGCCCAUUGCCAGCUCUACGUCAUAUGUUCCGGCUGUCAGCGACGCAGCUCGUGCUAUUGGGUUGGUAGAUACUAUUGUCGUGACGGGUGGUAGCAAUGGACGGCAGCAGCGCACAUUCAUGGGCGAGAAUGCAGCCUGGAAGGGAAUCCGGGCGACAUUGACUCGGGAUUAUGUGCCGUCGGCGUAUCGUGGACGGGCAGCGAUUAUUCUGUCUGGCUCUGAAAGCGAUGCAUCGGCGGCUAUCUUUGCGCUGCGGAGUCUGAACGUCGGGGCCAUCUAUACUGUCGGGUUCAAGGCCAGUGGGCCUCUGGCAGAUGGUCUAGAGCCGUUUACGUCGAUACAGUCAGUCAAGCUGGUGGAGCAGCCGUUUGUCAUUGUGUCGGUACUGCCACCGGAGAAAUCGUUGCUGGUGCAGCCCUUGCUACGACACUACCGGACCAACGGACGGUCAUCGCCGCCGUCGACUCGGGGCAAGGUAUAUCUAGACCUGACGAGUGGUACGCGCAAGGGCGAUCCGCUGGGGGUAGCGAUCAGCGCAGGAUGGACGGCAUAUGGGACGGAGGAUGUGAAUGCAUGGACGACAGUUGAGACGCUACGACUGCUGGUUGGACAGAAUGUACCGUUUGAUUUUGUGCGAAUGGCCUCGGGACGGGUGUUUUUUUAA